Lethenteron reissneri (Far Eastern brook lamprey) is the source of this 2556-nucleotide messenger RNA. Its product is annotated as palmitoyltransferase ZDHHC6-like. Gene Ontology annotation, molecular function: palmitoyltransferase activity. Lineage: Eukaryota; Metazoa; Chordata; Hyperoartia; Petromyzontiformes; Petromyzontidae. The record is from RefSeq and is a predicted model, not a curated record.
UCACCGAGUCUCCCGGUCUUUUCAGCAGACUUCAACAAAGCCCUGCUUGGGAGCUGAUGGAAGAACACAGGAAUGCCAUAGAAUCCCUAAGCGCGGGGAAAUAAGGUCGCUUAGAAACGUCUCUUUAACAAAGCUCCGUAUCCACCGCCUCUCUCGACUGCUCCCCAUCACGAGCAACUUCGCUGACCUACAGCAGUCCUUGGUAAAUGAGCUGAGACCAUCCACUCGCUGCACUCGAGAACCCGGUUGAAUAAGAGGCGGCUGAAGCCUGGAUUCCAACCCAUGAUCGUAGUCGUGGCAGCUCGGCACUCUCACCUACGAGCCGCCCGGCCCUCCUCCCUUCCCCAUCGCUGACACGGACUUGUCACCGCGUGCCAGCGCCCGCGUGCCAGCGCCGCGGUGGCGGGACGCCUCGGCCGCGAAUGGCGGGCGGCGUGCCGUGGCGCCGGCUGUGCCACUGGGGGCCGUGGCUGGUGCUGUCGGGCCUGGUGCUGUGCGGCCUCGUGACGCUGUUCGCCACGCUGCUCUGGGCCUGGCCCGUGCAUCGGAGCGCCGACGGUGGUGGCGGCGCCAUCGUCCACCUGGCGUUCCUGCUGCUGUGGGUGCCCACGCUGCUCACGCCGUACCUGCACGCGGUGUUCGCCGGCGCUGGGUUCGUGUCCCUCGGAUGGCGCCCCGAGCGAUCCGAGGAGGCUCGCCUUCUGCCGUACUGUGAGAAAUGCCAAUCCUUCAAACCACUCCGGUCUCACCACUGCCGGCAAUGUCAGAGGUGCGUGCUGAAGAUGGACCACCACUGCCCGUGGAUCAACGCGUGCGUCGGGCUGCGUAACCGCGCCUCCUUCGUGGCCUUCCUGCUGCUCACGCCGACCGCCGGCCUCCACUCUCUGUGCCUUCUCGGCAGCACGCUCUACCAGGAGUUCCUGGCGCCGGUUUUCUUGGUGCCUGCGGCGGGUGGCUCAAAUUCGACGUUGGCCGUUGAGGCCGUGGCGCGUUACCCCUUCGGCGUGCCGGCCUUCCUCGCCACGCUCAUCUCCUUCGUGGUGACGCUCACCGCCAUCCCUUUCAUGGUCCUCUUGGGGGUCAAUCAGCUCAAUGGACUGUUGAGAAACCGCACGUUUAUCGAGGCCAAGAUUGAAGCGAAGGCGGCCGAGCGGUUCGCGGGCGGCCGCCGCGACCGACUUCUCCGCUUCCCCUUUGACCUCGGCUCCGCCUGGAGGAAUCUCCAGCAGGAGCUGCCGCCCACGAGGUUGCGCGUGGACGGGCUGCGCUGGCCCACGGCAGCGGGCGCCGACCCCUACUGCGUCAACGAGGAGCACGCGGCUCAAAAGGAGGAGAGGACGUUGAGCUGCGUUCGGUACCGGGUGCUGGAGGGGUACACGGCCUCGGCGUGCCCCCUGGCCGAGGGUCCCGUCGUGUGCCUCGCCGCGCCCUUCACGGGGGAGCCACGCAUUGCCGUCGCGCCGGGGGAAGCGGUCGACGUGAGCAAGACGAUGCCACACUGGAUGUAUGGGGAAAAAAUAAGUCACGCCGAAAAUCAGGGAGGGCUGGCGCCCCAGCGCGGCUGGUUUCCCGAGCGAUGCGUGGACCUGCUCGCCGCGGUGCACUCGGCAAAUUGCAGCGAAGGCGCGGAAACGGAGCACCUCGGUUGGGCCGGCGGGGACGCGUCGGGCUCGGGCCUCGUUGGCUUCGGCCACUCCUUCCAGGCGGCCAAUCACGGCGCUCUGUGCCUCCCGCCGCUCUCAGAGCACCCACUGGGGUUCACCGCCGCUUUUGCGCAUCGCAAAAAAAUCAUUUGACGAUUUUGACCGCCUGCCACACGUAUUGGAUCCUGCCAUGGUAACAGGUUUUAAAAAAAAAAUGUAUAUAUUAGUUUUUUUUACAAUUGCAGAGCACUGGCCCAAAGGCCCAUCAGGUCAAACGAACAGCAACAAAUGGCACUAUUAAAGACUGUAAUGAUAAGCUGACGUUUUUCUGAAUUGAGCAAGGUCGUCGUGAGAACUUGGGGAAACAGAUUAUGGGAAAGAGGGAAUUCGAGUCGAGCAGUGUGAGGGAACAAGCUGAAAAAUAAGUGGCUGUGACCUGUCGUGUGGUGAGAGAAGUGUGGGUGAGGAGAGUCAGUCGGCACAACGGACUUGAGAGGUCGGCGGUUCGAUUCGAUCUACCGACGCAGCAGUUGAAACAAUGGUGCGAGUUUCUUUGAUUCCUCCAGUGCCUCCGUCCACCCGGCAGCGGAAACGGGUUCACCACGGUUAGUCGAUGGCAGAGGUCGCAACCGGGUACCCGAUACCCGUACCCUACCCGAUACCCAGCUACCCGUACCCGGCCGGGUGCGGGUAGCCGUUUGCGACCCUGGUGCGGCCGGGUACGGGUACGGAAUCAAAACCCGUUUGCGACCUCUGGUCGAUGGGCAGGUCACGUGCCUCAGCACCUUCCUAUACGCAUACUCGCCGCUGUUCUGUUUAAGCCCCCUCUCUUUAAGUGACGUAUCUACGGAAUUGUGUCAUAACAGUAUUUUUUAUACGUACAUACAGUGUAUUAAUAAAAUUGGUCUUCGUA